Molecule: messenger RNA, 1322 nt
Organism: Mus pahari (shrew mouse)
Lineage: Eukaryota; Metazoa; Chordata; Mammalia; Rodentia; Muridae
Gene: Ypel4
Product: yippee like 4
Exons: 5
Coding region: 423-806 (127 amino acids)
Source: RefSeq, a predicted model, not a curated record
AGUGUUAUGAUGCAGUUCCACAACACACAGCCACAUUUACCCACAGACGGAGGUACAGAGCAAGAGGCAACCUCUGCCCCCCAGCAGCUGUCCAGCCUACAGCCCCAGACCUCGACCCCUCAGCUACCCUCCCCCAAUCCCAUCCCCUUCCCAAUUGAAGGAACCAACAGAGAAGAGAGAAGAGUGAACAGAGAGAUUGAGAGAGAUAGACGGAGAUCUCUGGAGCAGACCUCAAGGUGACUUCCCAUUUCUAUCUGGUUCGCGUCUGGGGGGGGCCCUGGCAGGGCAGCCCCCCCACACUUCUACUGUCCUGAAACACGGCUCUAGCCAAUCUGCUCCGCUGCUUUACCUGCGACCGUCUCUGUGGGGGCUGCACCGCACCAGCCCCUCCAGCCCGCCAGGGCAUCGUCCUCCAGCCCGUCAUGCCCAGCUGUGACCCUGGCCCGGCCCCUGCAUGUUUACCCACCAAGACUUUCCGCAGCUACCUGCCCCGCUGCCACCGCACUUACAGUUGCGUCCACUGUCGAGCACACUUGGCCAAACACGAUGAGCUUAUUUCCAAGUCCUUCCAAGGAAGCCAUGGCCGGGCCUACCUGUUUAACUCCGUGGUCAACGUGGGUUGUGGGCCAGCUGAACAGCGCCUCCUGCUCACAGGACUCCACUCGGUAGCUGACAUUUUCUGCGAAAGCUGCAAGACCACACUGGGCUGGAAAUAUGAACAAGCUUUUGAGACCAGCCAGAAAUACAAAGAAGGGAAGUACAUCAUUGAGAUGUCACACAUGGUGAAAGACAACGGCUGGGACUGAGGGGCUCAGCAGCCUGUGACCCUCCUCCGCAUGCCCCACCCUCCUCACACCAGUCUCCUGGCCCUGCUGAGCAGUCCACACCAGCAUGAGUACUGCCCGCCCCUGGGGAAACCUGGUUCCAAGUGACCUCCUCCUCCCUCCCCUGUCACAGCAGUACCAGGUUCUUUGGAACAGGAGCCUGGGAUACCCCAGGGGUGGCUAAGGCUCAGGAGUGGGUAGCAGUCAGGGAAAUACAGAACAGGGGAAGGAGAGAACUGUGGCACCAGAAACCAAGUGAUGGCAGGGCACGCCAACUCAGGCAGACAGGACUGUGAAUUACCAAAUGUUGAUUGAUCAGCGUUUUCUUGAGUAAACAGGACAAACAUUGGUGGUGGGACUAGACCACAGAAGAGUAAAGAUGGAGUGAAAUUCCGGUCUCAGAUAUCAGGGCCCCAGAGUCUGAGGGUAGUUUAUCCACCCCCAUUCUUGGUUUAAAAAAAAAAAAAAAAAAAAAGAAAAAAAGGACCAGGGAUGGGG